Messenger RNA from Mercenaria mercenaria, 1149 nucleotides. Its product is annotated as G protein alpha i subunit-like. Lineage: Eukaryota; Metazoa; Mollusca; Bivalvia; Venerida; Veneridae. The record is from RefSeq and is a predicted model, not a curated record. Bases 370 to 672 code for a protein of 100 amino acids. The transcript is spliced from 4 exons.
GCUGGUCCCAAACGCAAUCCUACAGUCGUGGGUAGACUUCAGAACCUGACAUAGUCCAAUAUAUAUCUGGGGAAACAUGUGCAUGAAAAUAAUUUGAACCACUGUCUUACCCAUACCCUGAUCGUAAGAGGCGGCCAAUUUCUCCAGCAGGUAUAAAAGUUCCGAAAACAUAACUCGAUAUUUUCAUUCUGGUUUCAACGAGGUGUGAAACAAACGUUUUAGUCCAUUUUGGCGCGAUUUAACCUGUUCAGUGUUGGUAUCAACUAAAAACCGUACAGCCUUACUAUAGUCGAGGGCAUCUGAACACAGUUUGGCAAGAUUGCAUAUUUUGACUGUUGUAGGUACUGAUCUCUCAACCGUUCUCGUACAAUGGGCUGUGCAGAGAGUUCAGAAGAAAGUACGGAUAAAAGGGAGGCAACUCAGAGAUCGAAGAAGAUAGAUAAAGCUCUUAAAUUAGAAACAGAAAGUAAAACGACCAAGCUGGAGAUUGAGAUUCUCAUGCUAGGUGAAAGAAGUUCUGGCAAAAGUGAACUGCUGAAACAGAUACAGAUAUUGUUUGGAAAGACAGAUGUUGCAAAACUGCGCGACAACCUGCAACCAAAUUCAGACAGACUGGAUAUAAUUUAUUUUGCAAGUGAUCACAUACAUUUUAUGACUUAUUACUGUGGAUGAUCCAUAUUCCUAUAUUCUUCGGGAAUUUAUGAAGCUGAACAACACGGACUCCCUCACUUAUGUACACUGUAUAGACAUUAAUGAUCCAGAGAAUGUAAGGUUUUUCGUCGCCGCAUUGAAGGAUAGUUUAUGCCUCAGAUCUCUUAAACGUCUGAGUUUAGUUUGAAUUUUUUUUUGUUUUACAUCAAUUGUACUAUCUGACAAAUGUACAAGAUUGUACUCGUCACCACCUUGUUAGAAGAUUGCAUCAAGUUGAAUUAUUUACAAAACUGUGUAUACUUUCAAUCAAUUAUUAGCAACAAAAAGUGUAAAGUCUCACUCAGUUAUUUACAAAAAUGUGUAUGCUUUAAGUAUACGCAGUAAAAGACUAGGUUUUGGUCAUUAUUGCAAAUAACGGUAUCUUGUUAGGGCCAUCUCAGAGACGUUUCGUUUUGCUUGCGAUGGUACGAUAUCAGACCGUCGCGUGUAGCAUCGUAC